GUCCGACACCGUUCAGUACACCCGGUGAUCAACUUCAAGACAGGCGAUGGCGCCCUCAACAACUGUCCCCACGGUCACGGAUAUUGAAGUCCCCGAGACCCUCCUCAAAAGGCGCAAGCAGAACGAGAAGGCACGGGAGGAGCGUCUUGCUGCAGCCUCAGCUGCUCGCAAGGCAGCCAAGGCAAAGCGCAAAGUUAUUUUCAAGAGGGCGGAAGCUUAUGUGAAGGAAUAUUUGGAAAAAGAGAGAGAGGAGGUUAGGCUGAAGAGGGUUGCACGGUCAUCUGGCGACUUCUAUGUCCCUGCAGAACCGAAAGUUUACUUCGUCAUCCGCAUUCGCGGUAUCAACAAUAUCGCACCAAAGCCCCGCAAGAUCCUUCAGCUCCUACGUCUUCUGCAGAUCAACAACGGUGUCUUCGUCAAGGUCACCAGGGCAACUCAACAGAUGCUGCGGCUAAUCGAGCCCUAUGUCACAUACGGCGAGCCGAACCUCAAGUCUAUUCGGGAACUGAUUUACAAGCGUGGUUACGGCAAGAUCGACAAACAACGCAUCCCUCUUACCAACAACGCCGUCAUCGAGGAGAAGCUGGGCAAAUAUGAUAUCCUCUGCGUGGAGGACCUCGUUCACGAAGUUGCUACCGCAGGCCCUAACUUUAAACAGGUACGCUCCCUCACACUUGCGUCAUUCGUUUUAAUGAUUGUGCGUUUCAGGCAACAAAUUUCCUCUGGCCAUUUAAACUGUCGAACCCCACUGGCGGAUCAACAAGCUCAUCCGGCAGAUGAACUGAGUUCCUGCACGAUCUACUUCGUGGGUGUGCGUCUACUGGCGUCAUAUGUGCAGUAGGGGAGGGCAGGACUAAUCCCGGCUGCGUAUGCUC
Messenger RNA from Pisolithus orientalis, 875 nucleotides. Its product is annotated as 60S ribosomal protein L7. Gene Ontology annotation, cellular component: cytosolic large ribosomal subunit. The record is from RefSeq and is a predicted model, not a curated record. The coding region runs from base 47 to 841 and encodes 264 amino acids. The transcript has 8 exons. Lineage: Eukaryota; Fungi; Basidiomycota; Agaricomycetes; Boletales; Pisolithaceae. Gene Ontology annotation, molecular function: RNA binding; structural constituent of ribosome. Gene Ontology annotation, biological process: maturation of LSU-rRNA from tricistronic rRNA transcript (SSU-rRNA, 5.8S rRNA, LSU-rRNA).